AUGUCGCGCCUAGAACAAAUACGUGCUGCGCAAUGGCUUGGUUGGCCCCCUCUGCAGAUGACAAGUGUUCGAUUUUGGUUGGUGCUUCGUCGUCCCUUCCAAAAGGAUACUGAUAUUUUGGAAGCAUUUCGAGUAACUCCUCAACCUGGAGUUCCUCCUAAAGAAGCAAGGGCUGCAGGUAAUGUAUUUGGGUUCAAAGCCCUGUGUGCUCAACGUCUGGAAGAUUUGCGAAUCCCUACUCCGUAUGUUAAAACUUUCCAAGGUUUGCCUCACGACAUCCAAGUUGAGAGAGAUAAAUUGAACAAGUAUAGUAGUCUCCGGUUGGGAUGUACUAUUAAACCUAAAUUGGGGUUAUCCCUAAAAAACUACAGUAUAACUGUUUAUGAAUAUCUUCGUGGUGGCCCUAAUUUUAAUAAAGAUGAUGAGAAUGUGAACUCUAACCAUUUAUGCGUUGGAGAGACCGUUUCUUAUUUUGUGCCGUUUAUGAAUAUUUUUAAAAGGAUACCAUUUUGA
Messenger RNA from Lactuca saligna, 513 nucleotides. The record is from the annotation of a GenBank genome assembly. Lineage: Eukaryota; Viridiplantae; Streptophyta; Magnoliopsida; Asterales; Asteraceae.